Equus caballus (horse) is the source of this 3948-nucleotide messenger RNA. RefSeq names its product ATCAY kinesin light chain interacting caytaxin (gene ATCAY). Gene Ontology annotation, cellular component: cytoplasm. The record is from RefSeq and is a predicted model, not a curated record. Lineage: Eukaryota; Metazoa; Chordata; Mammalia; Perissodactyla; Equidae. Gene Ontology annotation, biological process: apoptotic process.
UGCCCCCACCCACCCAGCCACCCACCCAGCCACCCAUCCACCCUGCACACAAAAGCAGCAUCUUUCACUGUCUGAAGGAAGCCGAGCCUCCGCCAGCUGCGGAGCUGGAAGGAAGAAAAUACCUCGGAGGCACGGGAAGCGGCGACGACAAGGGCGCGCAGCCGCAGCGGUGCGCCACGGGGAGCUGACCGCGGACCGCCGGCCCUUCCCCGGCCCCCCGGACACAAGCGCCCACCUGCACCGGCCACGUUGCUCCGGGUGACCUUCCGUGGAUGCGGAGUCCGCCCCUGCGCGCGUCAGCCUCGGAUGCUCUGAAGGCCCGGGGAGCGCGCUCCGGAGGCGAGAGAUGCUCGGCUGCAUCCGCGCGGGGCUCGCCUUUGUUUGCGCCUAACGAGGAGGAAAAGGAGGAGGAGGAGAGGCCGCGGAGGCAACCGGGACUCAGCGUGGAGGUUUGUCUCUGCUUCGGGUCGGCGCCUCUUCCCGGCUCCCAUGGGGACCACCGAGGCCACGCUCAGGAUGGAAAACGUGGAUGUGAAGGAAGAGUGGCAGGGCGAAGCGCUUCCCAGGCCGCUCCCGGAAGAGACGGGAUCAGACUCCCCCGGCAGCCCCGAGGCCGACGCGUCCUCCCCUCCCAACACGUUGACCUUCAACGGGGCCCAUCGGAAGCGCAAGACGCUGGUGGCGCCCGAGAUCAACCUGUCCCUGGACCAGAGCGAGGGCUCGCUGCUGUCCGACGACUUCCUGGACACGCCCGAUGACCUGGACAUCAACGUGGACGACAUCGAGACCCCCGACGAGACCGACUCGCUCGAGUUUCUGGGCAACGGCAACGAGCUGGAGUGGGAAGAUGACACGCCCGUGGCUGCCGCCAAGAACAUGCCGGGGGACAGCGCGGAUCUGUUCGGGGACGGCGCGGCCGAGGAUGGCAGCGCGGCCAACGGACGGCUGUGGCGGACGGUGAUCAUCGGAGAGCAAGAACACCGCAUCGACCUGCACAUGAUCCGGCCCUACAUGAGGGUGGUGACCCACGGAGGGUACUACGGCGAGGGUCUCAAUGCCAUCAUCGUCUUCGCCGCCUGCUUCCUCCCGGACAGCAGCUCCCCCGACUACCACUACAUCAUGGAGAACCUCUUCCUGUACGUCAUCAGCAGUCUGGAGCUCCUGGUGGCCGAGGAUUACAUGAUCGUGUACCUGAAUGGGGCCACCCCGCGGCGGAGGAUGCCCGGCAUCGGCUGGCUGAAGAAGUGUUACCAGAUGAUUGACAGGAGAUUGCGGAAGAACCUGAAGUCCCUGAUCAUCGUCCACCCGUCCUGGUUCAUUCGCACCGUGCUGGCCAUCUCCCGGCCUUUCAUCAGCGUCAAGUUUAUCAACAAGAUCCAGUACGUGCACAGCUUGGAAGGCCUGGAGCAGCUCAUCCCCAUGGAACACGUGCAGAUCCCGGACUGCGUGCUCCAGUACGAAGAGGAGCGGCUCAAGGCCAGGAGAGAGAGCGCCAGGCCGCAGCCCGAGUUCGUCCUGCCCAGGUCUGAAGAGAAGCCAGAGGCGGCGCCGGCAGACGACAGGUCUGCUCUGGGCGCGGAGGACCAGGAAACGAGCAUGUCCUGAGGUGACGUGAGGACAGAGAAGGACACGAAGAAGAUUCCAGACGCCAAGAAACCUCUGUCAGACGCCCUCUGGCCCCGGAUCUCGCCCCCGCCUCCUCCUGAGUCCCAUCUUCAGAGGGUUCUAGUCUCCAUCCAUCUCUGAAGCCCAGCAUCCUUUUUAGCUGCUUGGAAACAUUUUUUUUUAACGAUGCGGUACUAGCACGUUCUGGAAAAGGACCCGGUUCUCAGCCCUCCGUCCUUCCACACUCAUGAAGUCCCGGCCGAGAAGAGUGAGCAGCACAGGGCGUGGCCAGUGUGUCCUCGGUGGCCUCGGGCCCCUCCCACUGUACAAAGUCCUGGUUCGAGACCCUUCUCUUGCUCGUCACCUGUCCCAGGUUGGAGCCACAGACGCCCACUCCCCAGCCGGGUCUGGAUUUGUUCUCGUGCCUUCCUCCCAGAACGGCCCCCGCAGCCCUGGGCAUCUGACUGGGGAGCUCAGCCCCCCGCAGGGCGGGGCCCCGGGCACCUCCCGGCCUUCGACCUCGUGGCUUUUCAUUGUCCUCCAGUCUCAGAAAUACACUCCCGUCUCCAUCCAGAACAUUCUCAAGCCCCUUUAACUCAGAUGCCACACCACAGGGCGACCCCGAUCUGUAACGUACCUCCUCCCGAGGGAAUGAGCCGUCCCCACUUCCCCGAUCCCCCCUGAAAAUGGGGUUGGGAUGAGCCCCCUGGGGCUCCCACCAAGAGCGGAGGCUGAGAAACCAUCUCUAAUGUAGGCUUGUGCCGGAAAUACAGACCGAGAAAAAGGAAGAGACAGGGUAUGGGAUUUCGCAGCGUUGCGAAGGUCACUCAGGAAAAGAAAUCCCGGUGGCCUGGACACAAUGGCCACCUGCGUUCAAAGGAGGCAAAUCUCUCUUGGACGGAAGAUAAACUUUUUCUAAUGCGGUCCAAACACCAGUCAAGUGGCCUCUCGAGGUAGUGAGCUCCCCGUCUCUGGGGGCAUUUAAAGAAACGGCUGAAUGGCGCUUGCAGAAAGCGGUCGUCUGCGGUCCCCUCCAAUCCUGAGUCUUUAUUUCUGUGACUCUGAGCGGAAUCGAGCUGGCACGCUGUGGGGUCCCUCCAGCUGGCUUUUUAGCGGGUGUCGUCGAGGCUCAGUUGGCCUGCGUUUCUGGGCCUCGGUGGGAAUGUCAAGUGCUGCCUGGUCCUGGACAUCGAAGAGGGUGUGUUUGGGGCCAUGCCAUGGCAGGAGGGAGCUGGUGGCGUGAGUGCCGCCGGAAGGGGACGCCCAACUUUGCCAUGUGGGAGGGGGUCCUGCCCAUCGAGGAAUUGCCCCAACGCCAUGAAAAAUGCCAGGCCUCCCAGCGAGCUUGGGCCAGGCAUCUUCCAGGUCCCAGCACAGCCCCCGUGGGGCCAGGGCGUUUGGGGGCCUGACGGGGUUUUUAAAUUUGUGUUUCUGCUGUUUCCCAGAUGUCAGAUGAGGGGCAGGGGCGGUGUUCUAGGCCCAAGUGUGGCCCCCGGAGCCUCACGCAGCAGAGGCUGGCAGACGGGCCCCUCCAGGCUGCCCUCCAUCGGGACCCUCCCUCCGGGGCCCUAAACUCUGGGUUCAGGUGGUCAGUGCAGCCCCUCGGAGACCCACGCACGGUCCGGAGGGCCCCAGACGGCCACCCGCAGGAAGGCGGUGACUCCUGGAAGUCUGGGGGCUCACUCCAAGCUCACAGAAGGAGCCGGGAUGGAACUCAUGCGUUCUCCCCAAUCCCGCCACAACCGAGUGCCUGCAGAGGUGACAGAUGACACAAACGGGGAGAUUUCGGGGCCCCCUCGAGGGGCCUGCAGACUCAUCAUUCCAACAGGGACCACCGGGCCCACCCAGCGCCCCUCCGGACCACCAGCAGCCACAGACGACGGGCAAGUGGAACCGAGGACCCCGCUUGGCCACAGCAGCCCCUCCAGGAUAGAGAGAGACCCCCAGGGAGCUGGGUCCCCAGGCCUGCCGCCUGUCCUCAGGCGUGAGACCAAAUGGGGCCACCAUGUCCAGGCAGGCUGCCCCCCGCGUCCCUCCCCCCGCGGGGUCGUCUUUGCGGUAGAUUCGUAUCCGCGGGCGGUUCCAGCCAAGAUGCAGCAGACACCCGGCCCUCGGCGACUCGGGCGGGCGUUGGGCUUUCCUCGUGGGCCCCGUGGGACGUGUCGUCAUAAAUCCCCCCCACCAAACUCGUAGUUCACACGCCCCCUCCCCCACCCCUGACAGCGAGUUUUGCGGUUUUUAAAAAACGAAAACAGUUGGUUAUGCGGACCGUCGUGAGGUUCAGAUGCCAUUUCCACAAGCUUUGGGGGAUUUUUAUGUGAAAUAAAUGUCACUGAGAAUGGA